Messenger RNA from Chlamydomonas reinhardtii, 1708 nucleotides. RefSeq lists its product as uncharacterized. NCBI's taxonomy places the organism in Eukaryota, Viridiplantae, Chlorophyta, Chlorophyceae, Chlamydomonadales, Chlamydomonadaceae. The transcript has 9 exons. The coding region runs from base 46 to 1110 and encodes 354 amino acids. The record is from RefSeq and is a predicted model, not a curated record.
GCGAUUUGCCUACCUAUCCUUCACCAUGCUGGCUAGCUACUGCUCAUGCCACUCGCAAUCACCGGCAGCCCGCCUUACCUUGCAUUUACCCGCCCUGCCUGCCACACCUGCGAGCACAUCUACGACCCCACCACGGAUCGCCCUGAUGACGAUGGCGUCAUCCCCGCCUGUCCUGUGCCCGACUCUUGCCCGGCCGACGCCGUGAUGACGGCCGUCGGCAUCCCCGACCUGGCCCGCAGCAAGUGCAAGCCCAACACCAGCUGCCUGCAGAAGCCGCCCGAGAGCCACUACUCCACCUUCCCCCUGGCCACCUUCCCCCGGCCACCGCCAACAUGCUGUACUCCCUGGGCUACCACGCCAACCAACCCGCCGGUGCCAGGAAACGCCUGCUACACGAUGAUUCCCACACCGUCGUCAACGACUAUCUGUGCAUCAACCGCAUCGCCAUCGAUGUUUAUGCGGCCUGCCCCACCUGCAAAUAGUUCAACACCUUCAAGUGGUUUAAGCCCAUCAAGUUGCGUCGCCUGGGCCUUUCCCUCCCUGCGCGACUACUCGACCCUCACCGCCGACCCUCUGACCCCCUACUCGGGCCUGAGCGAGCCCAAACGGCAACACGCGGAGCGCCCGGGGCGGCUACGUACUUCCGCAUUGCGCCCAACCAGGACGGCAGCCGGCCAGCCGAACACCACCGCCACCUACUGCUUCAACGUGUGCGCCGGCUGCGCCGCGAACUCCCUGGGCCAGACCAGCGUCAUGGCCUUCUACUCGCCUGGCGCCGGCGCCAAGGUGACCUCCUCAAUCGGUGCUGCAGGUCUACCAGUCAGUCCUGUGUGGCGCCGCCCUUGCUCCACCCCGGCCAGUUCCAGCGCUUCGUCCUGUACAUACUCCACCCCCGCCGCGCCUACGACCUACGCCGACACCUGGGGCGUCCAGCAGGUGUACCAGGGCGACAUCAAGAACGGCAAGGCACCCAUCGCCAAGGUGCCCAUCGGCCCCACCGCCAACAACCCCAACGGCGUGCACCUGGCCGUGCAAAUGAACGUCAACGGCGGAUUUUGCGACGCUGAUGUGCCCUACAACAACUGGCCCGAGCCCACAGCCGCCGUCUAGAGUUGCGUCCAGACAGCUUGCUACGUUGCCAGUUAGUUGUGAUGGUGCCAGUCUGCCGUGAGUAUGAUGGCGAGUGUGUGCUGGCAGGUGCGUGUGAUAUGCUGCGUCUGAACAAGUUGCAAUCGGCAGAUAGCUGUGUUGUGGUGGUCAGUCACGCGUUGAAAGAUGCCACGUGAUGACACGAAGCAGGCCUAAGCAGGCAGGGUCACUGCCAGCUUCAAUAAAGACAAAUAUCCGCAUCUGACAAGCUGGUUGAGAGGCAGGCAGCUUGCUCCUGUUGAAUUCCUAGUACAAGCAAGCAAGAGCAGAGGGUGGUGAGAAGCAAAGUCCCGAGUGUGAUGGCUGUGAUCUCGGCCCACAAAGGCAGCUUGCGCCGGCACCACUCGGAGCGGGCGUCUGGGUCAGCAGCCUGGCCGUACGCUCCGGCACGCAUACACGCGGGUGAACACACGCCCCGUCAGUCCCUUAUACCUUUGGCUUUACCCCGUGCUUGUCUCCCAUCCAUGUCUCCAUGUACACCUUGGCCUCCCAUAUGCACGAGGAUGUGCGCCCGCUGACCUAUGGUCACACAAUGCCGGAACGGACUCGUCUUGCCGAC